Messenger RNA from Anguilla rostrata (American eel), 3004 nucleotides. It is a transcript of the gene naaladl1, whose product is annotated as N-acetylated alpha-linked acidic dipeptidase like 1. Lineage: Eukaryota; Metazoa; Chordata; Actinopteri; Anguilliformes; Anguillidae. The record is from RefSeq and is a predicted model, not a curated record. The transcript has 19 exons. Bases 85 to 2322 code for a protein of 745 amino acids. Gene Ontology annotation, molecular function: carboxypeptidase activity.
CAAUAAAAAUAGCCUACUCAGUGACAUCCUAGGCUUGGGUCUCACGCUUUCUGUGGCCGCUGAGUCGAACAUCGAGCGGUAAUCAUGCUGAAGAAGGCGCUGCUGUUUGGGCUCCUGGGGGCCGGCGUCUUCACCGUGGGAAUCCUGCUGGGUCACUUCGCCAUCGAAAAGAGUGGACCCCCUGCCCCGGAAUGGCUGGACGAUGUCUCCCGGGAUGUCAACGAGGGCCUAAUUGAGCGCUUCAUUAAGGAGGUGGACAACAUUCAGAUCCAGGAGAACCUCAGGGUGCUGACUAGUGUCCCCCACAUGGCAACCACGGAGGGGGACGAAAAGACGGUCCAGUUCAUGCUAAAGAGGUGGAGGGACCCGGACAGUGGACUAGACGACGCCUGGAGGGAGGAAUACAUGGUGUACCUGUCCUUCCCCAACUCAACAUCUCCCAAUAAAGUCACUGUGGUUUCCCCCUCUGACACGGUCCUGUUCACCGCGAGAGAGAAGGAGCUGGCAUACGAACCAGCCCAGAACGACCCUGAUGUGGUUCAACCGUACGCAGCAUACUCUCCCGCCGGGCAUCCAAAGGGAAAACUUGUAUACGCCAACCAGGGCAAAGUCAGUGACUAUGAAUACCUGAACACGACCAUGAAGGUUGAUCUGACAGGGACCAUUGCUAUAGUGAGAUAUGGAGGAGCAGGAAGAGCAGACAAAGCGAUCAAUGCCUUUCCAUUCGGCGUGAUCGGAGUGCUGGUCUACACCGACCCCUUGGACAUAAACGACGGCCGGAUGUCUGACGUAAAUGAGACCUACCCCCACUCCUGGUACAUGCCCCCCUCAGGAGUGGAGAGAGGGUCAUUCACCAGCCAAUUCGGUGACAUGAGGACCCCCUACCUGGCUGCCAAAGAGCACACAUACAGAAUUCCAGAAGCUGACAUAAGAGGGAUCCCGCCCAUUCCUAUCCAACCAAUCGGGUUUGAGGAUGCCUAUGCCCUUAUCUGUGAGCUGGGUGGGCAGGCAGCCCCAGCUGAUUGGCGUGGUGCCUUCAACUGCUCGUAUAACAUUGGAGGACCGGGAUUCAAAUCCAUAUCCUCAUACAACAACAGCGAUGUGAAGCUGGAUAUUUACAACAAGGGCGAGCUGAGGAACUCCUCCAAUGUGAUGGGGGUGAUCCGAGGCAGCGUGGAGCCUGACAGGUACAUUAUUUACGGGAACCACAGAGACAGUUGGGUGCAUGGCGCCAUCGACCCCAGCAGCGGAACGUCUGUCAUGCUGGAGAUCACCAGGGUGCUGGGUCGGAUGGUGAAGAAAGGGGAGUGGAGGCCACGUAGAUCCAUUAUCUUCGGCAGCUGGGGGGCAGAAGAGUUCGGACUGAUCGGCUCCACCGAAUACACCGAGGAAUACUACAGCAAACUGAGGGACCGCACAGUCGCCUAUAUCAAUGUGGACAUCUCCGUGUUUGCCAAUGCAACCCUGAGGGUACAAGGAUCGCCCAAUGUCCAGAGCGUGGUUUUCACUGCCACUAAACAGGUAAAGACACCUGGAUCAGACUCCACCUCCGUCUACGAAAACUGGAUUCGCUUCUUCAACCGGAGCAGCCCUACCCAUGGAUUGGUGCCAAAUGUGGCCUUCCUGACAGGGUCAGGAAGUGACUAUGCUGCCUUCCUCCACUUCCUGGGCAUCACCUCCAUGGAUAUCGCUUACACCUAUGACAGAAGUAAAACCAAAGCUCGGAUCUACCCUGCAUACCACACGGCCUACGAUACCUUCGAAUACUCUUCUAAAUUCAUAGAUCCAGGGUUUACUAGUCACCAGACAGUGGCGCGGACGGCGGGGAAUGUGCUUCUGCGAUUGGCCGACAGCCUCCUGGUUCCCUUCAACUGCAGCGACUACGCAGAGGGCCUGGAGCAGUAUCUCAGCGUCAGCCUGGAGAACUUCAGCGAUAGCCUGGCAACAAAGGGCAUCUCCCUGGAGCCAUUGAAGAAUGCUGUGGCAAACUUCCGCACAGCAGCCACCAGUCUGAACAAAAUGAUCCGGGAUUCCACCCUCGCCAAGGAGACGCCCCUGAAGGUCCGCAGGAUCAACGAUCAGCUCAUGCUGUUGGAAAGGGCUUUUCUGGAUCCACUGGCUUUCCCUGAGAAAUAUGGCUACAGGCAUGUAAUCUGGGCCUCCAAAUCCUCGCCGGUUCCCACCUUCCCAGGGCUGGCCGAUGCAUUCGCCCGCGCACAGGAGAGCAACCUCCCCACGGACUGGAGCCAGGUGCACAAACACCUGUCCAUCAUCACACAGGCCAUCGAGGGCGCCGCCUACACCCUGGGGGAUGUCAUCUAGGGGGGAGGGGUCUUCCUCUUCACCUGCUGACACACACACACACACACACACACACAUUCUCUAUCUGAACCAUGAUCCUCAAAAACAAUCCCAAUGCACUCAUCAAUUUUCCCAAACUGCAGGGUAAAGACCUAUUAUUGCGAUUGUUCUUCCUGUGUGAAACAGAGCAAUCUCCCUUGUGAAUAUUACAUUUCCUAUACCCUCUGAACCAUGUUCUUUAAUGAGCUGUAAGGGUUAGCCCCAGAAAAGCAAAGCAGAGUCUUUAUAUACAGACUUACACCAGCAGUAUGUCAAAGACUGAAUGUACAAACAGUCUUUGACAUUUGUGAGGUAGUUUUGAUUAAACAGAUUUUUGAAAGUGAAUAUAAAUUAAACAUCAGCAUUUUUUUGGUUUCAUCUAUGAAUUUGGAUAUGUGUAAUAGGAAAGUGCCCCACACUCAUACUGGUUGGGUUUUUAUCCAGUAAUGUGCAGUACUAAUACUUUAUUAAAAGUGUCAUUCAUCCCUAUUUAAAGGGAUGGUUAACAUUGUCAUAAAACUGCAUAAUUUCUCUGGUUCUACCCCUAACAAUAAUGAAAUAUAGUGCCAAUGUAUAUGUUUCACAAUAUAUGAGCAAAUAUACAAAUAAAUUUCAGGUAUUUCAAUAUAUUUAAAAAAAUUAACUUCUGUGAAAUACACAGUAA